Candidozyma haemuli is the source of this 1704-nucleotide messenger RNA. RefSeq names its product mitochondrial 54S ribosomal mL49 domain-containing protein (gene IMG2). Lineage: Eukaryota; Fungi; Ascomycota; Pichiomycetes; Serinales; Metschnikowiaceae. The transcript is spliced from 3 exons. The record is from RefSeq and is a predicted model, not a curated record. Gene Ontology annotation, cellular component: mitochondrial large ribosomal subunit; ribosome. The coding region runs from base 1 to 1704 and encodes 567 amino acids. Gene Ontology annotation, biological process: translation. Gene Ontology annotation, molecular function: structural constituent of ribosome.
AUGACGCCGGACCAAUCCCUUGGUUUAGGAAGCGUCUUUUCAUCGUUGGAUGAACAACAGGCUAUCAAGGAUGUUCAGCAAGUCAUGACACAUGGGUAUAUUCAUGGUCAUGUUCACCAGCACGAAGACCAUAUGCAUAUUCAUGGACAUAUCCAUAAUCAUGAUCAUCAGGCUGAUAGGGCCAGGGAGGCAGAUACUCCUCCUCUUGAAACUCAUGGAUGCGUUGAGCUCAACAAAGACUGCGAUGAUAUCUUCUGCAGUGAACUUGACGACUGUUACUUUGGUGACUGCGAGAACCCCAAGGUUUGCGACACUGUUGAUUGCCUUUCGAAGGAUUGUGUGAAUACCCGUUGUACAAACUAUCAAGCGCAUCAAGAUAGUGAUACAUCAUCCGUUUGUGAAGAUGAACUUUGCUCCGACAAAAUUUCUGAGAUUGAAUGCUGCGAAGAUCCCGACUGCUUAAAGGAUACUGAUGCGAUUUGCGACGACCCCAAAUGCUUAGAAAGCCAUGAUGUUUUAGGUCAUGAAAAUAACCUUUGUGAUACACAACUGCAGAGGAUGGCAAUCUUCCGAAGUCUUUUGGAAAAUGUGCAAAGGAGUGUUGAACUGCUGAGAAAAUCAAAGGAAGAUGAUGGGCACCAGCCAACGAAAAAAGACGAAUCGCUCUUCCCAACAGCGAUGAUAUACAGAUACAUUUUCCUCACCGGUGCCACCUGGUGCGGGAGUUCGAAGAUGAUAGACGAGCCAGGCCAACAAUCUCUCCAGAGUCGUCUCCUGCAACGUUGUGUAAAGAUUGCCCAGUUGAUAGUUGACGAUAGCACUUUAUUGGACCACUUAAUUGCUGACCAUGUUAACGAAGAAUAUAGUUUGGAUAACCGUGAGAAUUUGCAGCACCAAGCUUUCCAAUGCGAGUGGUAUAACUGCGGAUUCACAAACGAAAACUAUGAAUCCUUUGUCAGCCAUUUGAGCACUCAUAAAGGUCUUAACGAGGAGAGUUGCGCCAGCACUCGGUCAGAAACUGUCACUUCUGCUCCCAGAGGGUCUCCUUUACUCACACCGAACUCUAUUGUUUCCUCACUUGGAUCCCCGAAGACUUUUGUCAAGAAAGAAGAACAAAGCCCUUCAAAUGGCGUCAGCAUCACGCAGAUGGAAAUAAAACCAAAAAAGUCACUGUGCUGUCAGCCUGUUGAUCCUCUCUACACUUGUAACUGGCAGAUCGGUACAGAUAUCAACAAUGAACCAAUUGUUUGUGGGAAAGUGCAUGCAUCGGAUGGUGACCUUCAAGCGCAUUUGCAGCUGGAUCAUAUUGGCCUGGGUAAGCCUCAGUACGACCUUCUAAAGAGCAUCCGUGUGCCACGGACAGGAGAGCUGUUGACUUUCGCCUACUCCGCCCCUGUGCUUUCGGGUAUUAGUAUCCAUGACCUUCCCAACUCUUCCUUUGAAAAGUUGGGUCAGUACUAUAUCAAGAAAACGGCGAACGGAUAUUGGCCAGUCUACAAAAAGAUCCAAAAUACAAAGGUGACUACAGAAAUCAAGCGAAUUGAAGGUAAUGUGGGCCUAUUCGCCAAAGAGUUACUAACGGGGUUGAGUAAGAUAGAUUCUAAGAAGAACGCAGUCAAGACCUGUAACUUAACAGGACAGGUCACUAUCAAGGGCGAUUUCUCCGAGGAGAUAAAGCACUAUCUCAAUAAGUCGGUGGUGUAA